AUGAAAGUGUUUAUAGUCAUAGCUCUGGUUAUAGCCAACGUUGCCGUCUCCAUAUCCUCGGGGGUGCAGUCCCUGGGCGCAGUCCAAGGCGUCCAAGGACGCAUCACGAAUGGACAACCUGCUGCGGAGGGUCAAUUUCCAUACCAGGUGGGACUCAGUUUUCUCAGUGGCAUAACCAGCGAAACAUAUUUCUGUGGCGGCACCAUAAUUGGCGAACAGUGGGUCCUAACUGCCGCCCAUUGUACGGAUGACGCCGUCAAUGUGGUCAUCUUCUACGGCUCCACGGAGCGCACGUCGGCCCUGCUUUACCAGGUUGCGAUGAGCCCACAAUUUGUGCAGCAUCCGGAUUACAGCGACCGUCCGCUAAGCAAUGACAUCGCUUUGAUCAACACGCCAGUGAUUGCCUUUAGCGCCUAUAUCAACAAAAUCGAGCUGCCGCCAAUUUCCAGCAGCUACUCCACCUAUGCUGGCCAGCAGGCUAUUGCCUCUGGCUGGGGUGUAACCUCUCAGUGGAGCCAUGAUCUUUCAGAUACACUGCAAUACAGUAUCUUUGAUAUUAUAUCUGUCGAUGCCUGCCAGAAGUUCUAUAGCGAUGUGGUUGCAUCCAGCAAAGUUAUCUGCAUUGCCACGCCCAACAAGAAAUCCACAUGCAGCGGCGACUCGGGCGGCCCAUUGGUGGACAUCAACAGCGGCAAACUGAUUGGCGUCACCUCCUUCGGCUCUAUCUAUGGCUGCGAGUAUGGAGAACCAUCUGGCUUUACUCGGGUCACCAGCUAUCUAGACUGGAUCAAGGAUACCACGGGUAUAUUCUAUUGA
Drosophila novamexicana is the source of this 816-nucleotide messenger RNA. RefSeq names its product serine protease 1-like. The record is from RefSeq and is a predicted model, not a curated record. The transcript has 2 exons. Gene Ontology annotation, molecular function: serine-type endopeptidase activity. The coding region runs from base 1 to 816 and encodes 271 amino acids. Lineage: Eukaryota; Metazoa; Arthropoda; Insecta; Diptera; Drosophilidae. Gene Ontology annotation, biological process: proteolysis.